Molecule: messenger RNA, 2159 nt
Organism: Cavia porcellus (domestic guinea pig)
Lineage: Eukaryota; Metazoa; Chordata; Mammalia; Rodentia; Caviidae
Gene: Ggt6
Product: gamma-glutamyltransferase 6
Exons: 4
Coding region: 53-1717 (554 amino acids)
Cellular component (GO): extracellular exosome
Source: RefSeq, a predicted model, not a curated record
CCUAGACCUCUCUGAGCUGUGAUCCCUGGCAGACAGACACACUGGUGUCCUAAUGGGACAGGUUCCCACGCAGUCUCCCUGGCCCCACCCUAGCCAGACCUGUUCUGGAUCCUGCCACUACUCUUUCCCAAGGCUGCCACACCUUCCAUCCAUCUGGGGCAGGGCCUCAACCAGGAAGGCUGGCAGGAGGAAGGCUGGCCUGCCACAGUGGGUCAUGGAAGCCGCAGCAGAGCCUGUGCACUACCAAAAGCUGGAGCUCUGGGAGCUGACAAUGGAGUCAGGGGAAGAGGAGGAGGAAGACGAGGAAGAUACCUCAGAGCCACUGGUCAUCUACUCCAGGAGGCCCCAAGACAGCCCUUGGAAUAAGGUUGGCGGGCUGCCCGGAGCCUGGGCCCGAUUGGUGGCAGCCCUGCUACUGCUGGCAGUCAGCUGCUCCCUGGCCGUGAGACAGCUCCAAGGCAGGGGCAGCCCGGCAGGAGGCAUGGGCUCCGGGGCCCCUCCAGUCAGCAGACAUGCCCAUCAUGCUGGCGAGUUCCACCACAGUGCCAUCAUCAGCCCUGCAGCCCCUUGUUCCCACCUGGGCCAAGAGCUGCUUGUUGCUGGGGGCAACAUCGUGGAUGCCGGAGUUGCAGCUGCUUUGUGCCUGGUUGUAGUGCAUCCUCACGCCACGGGACUAGGUGCCACAUUCUGGGGUCUUUUCUAUAACAGCUCCUCAGGAAACUCAACUGCCCUGACCCCAGGACCAGCCCAGGUCCUGGCACCUGGCCUGGGGCUUCCCACUGCUCUGCCUGCCCUGCACUUGCUUCAUGCCCGCUUUGGCCACCUGCCCUGGCCACACCUUCUCAAGGGUCCAACAGUGCUGGCUCAAAAGGGCUUUGUGGUGGAUGCAUCCCUGGCAAGGGCUCUGGCAGCCCAGGGCACAAAGGGCCCCUGUCCACUGCUUUGUCAUGCUGAUGGGACACCCCUGGGCCUCGGGGCCCAAGCCACCAACCCAAAACUGGCAGCUGUGCUACGCAAGGCAGCUCUUGCCCCCACACCAGACCUUGCUGGGGAUGCCCUACUGAGUCUGCUGGCCAAAGACCUGGGGCUGGAAGAACCUGCAGCUGGGCCUGCACCCACCUUGGAGCCAGCACUGCAGCUUUCCAUGCCCGAGGGCAUGCUGUUCACCACGCCUGCACCUUCAGCUGGCCCAGAGCUCCUGGAACUGCUAAAGGCAGCCCCACACUCCAGGGAACCCAGCCCCAGCCCCUGCCCACUGCUCCCACAAACUGAUGGGGCCCCUGUGAGCAGUAUCCUGGCCACCGUGGACAGCAGCGGCUCUGUGCUCCUUCUCACCUCCUCGCUCAACAGUUCCUUUGGCUCUGGACAACUGUCCCCAAGCGCCGGUGUCCUGCUCAGCAACCUGGUGACCAGGUCUGCAACUAGUUCCUGGGCCUGCCCCCUCAUUCUCCAUGGCAGCCUGGAUGACCCAGAGACUGAUGUGUUAGGACUGGUGGCUUCAGGGACCCCCAAGGUGGCCAGAGCCAUGACUCAUGCCUUGCUCAGGCAUCUGGCAGGGCCCCAAGCUCAGACCCAACAUCAGCACCAGGGCCAGCAAGGACCAACAGAGAGACCCAGCAUUUGUGGCCAACAGACUCUACUCCAAGUGGCAGCCCAUGCAGAACAUGCCCAGGUCUCCAGUGUCCCCACUGGGUGCUGCCCCUUUCAGGGCUUCUAAUGGUGAGGCAGGGGUCUAGCACAGUCAGAACUGUCUCAAUCCUGAGCAGAUCCAGCAUAGAGUAUGCAGAGUGUACAACUGCCAUGUGCUUGUGGUUGGCCCAGCCCCAGCCUCUCCAGGUCAGUUAUGUCUUUGCAUGAACAAAGGCUGGGCUGAGGUCCUGGGUUGAAAUUCUAGCAUCCAGCUCAGUUAUUCCUCACAGCAUCCCCAUUUGAUGGGACUUCUGGCUCUUUUAUCAGCAAAGGAACUUGAAGAUGAUAAAGAGCAGCAGGCCCUGGGGCUACUUCAGCUCAGCUCUGCAGAGGACUGGUGGGGAACACUCUAUGGGACAGAGCAGGCAGUACCCAGUUAUUGCUAGCAUCUCCAUCUUCCUUCCUAGGCCAUUCUUUGCCAAUUUCCCUUAACAGGGAACAAAUAAAAAUCAAGUUUCCUGGGUGCCAAA